Rhodamnia argentea is the source of this 1545-nucleotide messenger RNA. RefSeq names its product RING-H2 finger protein ATL38-like. Lineage: Eukaryota; Viridiplantae; Streptophyta; Magnoliopsida; Myrtales; Myrtaceae. The record is from RefSeq and is a predicted model, not a curated record. The transcript has 3 exons. Bases 422 to 1108 code for a protein of 228 amino acids.
UUAAUCCCGGAUCCGAAAUUGGAACCCCCAUCUCUCUCUCUCUCUCUCUCUCUCUCUCAUCUAACAACGCUCUGCAACUGCCGAAUUCCACCAGUUUUCCACUCCUCGAAGCUCCUCUUGGCGUCGCCAACCGCAGCCUCUGCUCUUUCCUGAGUAUCUCACCUCCGGCUUCGAUCCCCGGCUUCGGUUUUCUUUCUCCCCCGAACCAUGCCAAUCGCCGGCCGCGGCCUCUCGCCUGCCGACAGAAUCGCCAGGACGACGACGGCGGCGGCGUCGCGCGGCGCCUCCACGCGCCGGGUUUCUCUGUGAAAGUACGCGAGAAGGAGGAAGAAAGAAGAAGCGGAGGGGGCCGACGAUGUUCGGGUGCUGAAAUCGUGGAUAAGUUCUCGAUAUUCUUUUUGUUCUUCGGGAGAGGGGAAAGAUGAUAUCUUCGGGGAUAAACUUGGUGAUGACGGUGAUUGGGUUCGCGGUGAGCACCAUGUUCAUCGUCUUCGUCUGCACGCGGCUCAUCUGCGCUCGGAUUCAGCUCAACGCCUCUCGCCGCUCCUUUGCUCUCGCCGGCCGAUCCGAUCUUAGCAUUCUAGAGCGGGGUUUACAUGGUCUUGAACCUGUAGUGGUGUCUAACUUCCCGACAAAGAAAUACAGCGACGAGUUCUUCUCUGCAGUCGGCGAUUCUCAAUGCACUGUUUGUUUGGCUGAAUACCACUGUGAAGACAUGCUGCGGAUCCUCCCCAGUUGUGGGCAUUCUUUCCAUGCUACAUGCAUAGACAUAUGGCUUCAGCAGCAUUCCACGUGUCCGGUCUGCCGAAUAUCAUUACGAGAGUUUUCGGAGAAGAAGCGUUCAAUGCAACCUUUAUUUAGUUCAGCUCUUCGACCUCAUCGAGGCAUGGAGACUGUGCGUGUGCACUCCCCUCAUUGUCCAUUGGCUGCUCACAACUUCACGUCAAGAGCCAACUAUACCCACAGGAUGGACCCUAUACGAGAGGAUCGCUUUGCAACCAUGGAAGGUAGAUCGGAACCCGGAGAGAGCAUCCACACAUUGGAUGAACCUGGUCAGUUUUCUAAAGAUAAAGGAAAUGGGCACACAGAAAGCCAAUCUAAUGCAUAGGAAUCUUGGGAUGAAGAGCUAGCUGGACUCUCUCAGACCGACAACUAUAAAAUAUAGGUUCCACCAAGAAAGGUUUAUCCUUGAAACUUCGCGGGUGCCAUCUCCCGAGGGUUCACAUAUGCUGUAAAUAUGGUAAAAAGUCUUUUUCCUAAUAUUUGUUGAUCUCCCAUAGCAUUUAGUUAAUUGGUUUGGGGCAGUUUUGUUUAGCUCAGUUGUAGGACAUGUAGUUUCUAUUAGGGGUCGACUGGCAGCUUUGUUUCCUCUCAUUGGGCCCACUUUUCUGACUUUCCUAAUUGCCUAUGAUAUACUCCAUAUUCUCCACAACAGCUGUAUCAUUAGUGGGCCUUGCUCUUUACUCGACAAGAGCGCUGGAUCUUCACCUCUCCUGUGUUUGUUCUAAAUCUCGACGUUUUCAGCAACUUGCUCUACUUUCAGUA